AUGAAUUUUCGGGUGGAAAUGUUCGGGGCGAGUAGAGGGCACGGGAGCGGUGGGCCUGUGGGGCCCAGUUUGAUUCCGAAGCGUUUUGUUUGGCCUCACGGAGGAAGAACGGUGUUUCUAAUAGGUUCUUUCACGAGCUUAACGCCUGGAUAUCAUGAGGUUGUUUGGCUUGGCUUCUUUGAAUUUUGCAAAUCUGAGUAUGAGGAGUUUCCUGUCACUGACAGAGAAAUGAUAAAGAAGGAGCUUGCUUAUGGAAGUUUUUGUCCUGGACAUGGUCUGACCUUGCUAGUCUCUGUCCCAGAAGCUCUUGCUCUUCCGUCCCAAUACAAAUUUAAUGUUGAUGGUGAGUGGCGGCAUGAUGAGCAUCAGCCAUUUGUCUGUGGGGACUGUGGGAUAGUGAAUACUUUUUAUUUAGUGAGACAACCAGUUAUUUUGCCUCCUACCUUAAGUGCUGAAACACCUGGUCGAUCCCACAUGGAGGUUGACAUCGUUGGCCAUGUGGAUGUGGUUAACUUGUACUCUCGUCUGGAAGCUAAUCCAAGGAUGUCAGAGUCUGAUCUACAGGUCUCACGACAUCGUAUAUCUAUUUUCUUGUCUACACUUACUGCUUAUGAGUUGCUUCCCGAGUCAGGCAAGGUUGUUGCCUUGGAUAUAACUUUACCAGUUAAGCAAGCAUUUCAUGCCCUCUAUCAAGAGGGAAUAUCUAUAGCUCCUGUAUGGGAUUCUACGAAGUGCCAGUUUGUUGGAAUGCUUAGUUCUAUGGACUUCAUUCUAAUACUAAAAGAGUUGUGGACUCAUGGAUCAAACAUGACUGAAGAACAACUUGAGACACAUACUAUAGGAGCAUGGAGAGAGGCAAAGUUACAAGAAUGUGUAACUGAUAGUAAUAGGAGAACAUACCCUCGACAUUUAGUUCAUGCUGGGCCUCCUGACUGUCUAAAAGAUGUUGCCUUAAAAAUUUUGCAAAACAAGGUGGCAACGGUUCCAAUUAUCCAUUCUUCAGAGGAUGGUUUAUUUCCUCAGCUGCUACACCUUGCUUCCCUAUCAGAAAUACUAAAAUGUAUAUGCAGGCAUUUUAAGCAUUUUUCUGAUUCCUUGCCCAUUCUUCAGCUACCAAUUAGUUCGAUACCUGUAGGUACAUGGGUGUCAAAAUUGGGGGAGUCCAAUAAACAGCCACUUGCUAUGCUAUGGCCACAUGCUUCUCUUGGUGAAGCUCUGUCUCUGUUGAUUCAAGCUGGAGUUAGCUCGAUACCAAUUGUGGAUAUUAAUUAUUCAUUACUUGAUAUAUAUUCAAGAAGCGAUAUUCUUGAAUUGGUUAGAGAUGAAUUGUAUGCAAGGAUAAAUCUGGAUGGGUUUAGUAUCCAUCAGGCAUUGCUUUUGGGACGAGAUGCAGGCUUUCCUUGCGGGCUUCGGAAUGGCCCGAGAUGUCAUAUGUGUUUGAGAUCUGAUUCAUUGCACAAAGUGAUGGAGCGAUUGGCACACCCUGGUGUUAGAAGACUUGUUGUUGUGGAGGCGGGUACCGGGCGUGUGGAAGGUAUCAUUUCCAUUGGUGACAUCUUCAGAUUCUUGUUAUGCUGCUAG
Sphenostylis stenocarpa is the source of this 1581-nucleotide messenger RNA. The record is from the annotation of a GenBank genome assembly. Lineage: Eukaryota; Viridiplantae; Streptophyta; Magnoliopsida; Fabales; Fabaceae.